This is a messenger RNA of Cucumis melo (muskmelon), 1966 nucleotides long. RefSeq lists its product as uncharacterized. Bases 484 to 1821 code for a protein of 445 amino acids. The record is from RefSeq and is a predicted model, not a curated record. NCBI's taxonomy places the organism in Eukaryota, Viridiplantae, Streptophyta, Magnoliopsida, Cucurbitales, Cucurbitaceae. The transcript is spliced from 6 exons.
ACGGAAUUUUCGUUCCAUUUUGUGUUCGUUCCAUUUUGUGUUCGUUCCUUCAUCUUCUCCGCCAUUCAUUCCUUCUUCGAUUCCUCUUCCCCUUCUUCUUCUUCUUCACCAGUUUCACAAUAACAAGAAUCCAUUUUCGACACUCCCUUUUGCUUUCCCAACGAUUUCGCCUUCCUUCCUUCUCUCCCUCUCUCAUUCAUCGGAACGUGUGUGAGUGGGAACGGGAAGAGGGCUUGACCAAAACCAACCUUUCAAGUAAACUUCUUGGACGGUUUGGUUUGAGAAUAAAUGAUUCUGGCUGUCAAAGUAGGUGACAGCCUGAUUAUCUUGAAUUGAACAACUUCAAAGAUCCAUUCCAAGAUCCUUUUUCUCCAGGUGAUCUCUCGUAGAAAGAUCUCGCUUUCUGGGACUGCUGAUUCUUGGCUCAUGUUGUUUCAGUGUAAUCCGGUAUUGGUAUGAGACAUUCUGAUCUGUGUUUUAGAUAUGGGUUCCUUGUCUGGAAUCCUUCAACGACCAUUUGUUGCUUUAACUGCGGUGGCUAUAGCUUCUUUUUCCUCUGACUUUUCAGACAAGUUACCAUCUCAGAAACCAACAGAGGAUUCUUCCUCCUCCUCCUCGUCCUCCUCAGAUUCAACUUUAGAUUUCUUGAAGGAAUCAAAUACGUCAUUUGUUUCCCAUACAUCUGUUUCAAAGCUUGCAAACUUAUCAUUUGUCACUAAAAUUCAUGCACCUAUCCCGAAAUUUAGUUUUCCAAUUCCAACUUCAAGUUGCAACUAUGUUGGAAACUUCCCCACGUCUUUGGUUUCUUCCUCCGUUCUUUCUAAUUUAUAUCAGUCAGCUGCAUUGACCAAGGGAUCAAAGCAGGUUGCACCUUCACCUAAACUUUCUUCCCCCCCUUCUGAGGUUAUGUACAGGUGGCAUUUACCAGAGCCAACUUCUUUAGAUAUUACGGGUAGUUCUGCUUGUUCGGUGGCAAAAUCUAGGACGGUGGUGGUUUUAUUAGGAUGGUUGGGAGCAAAGCAAAAACAUUUAAAGAGAUACGCUGAAUGGUAUACUUCAAGGGGUUUUCAUGCCAUUACCUUUACUUUUCCAAUGGCUGAGAUACUUACGUAUCAGGUUGGUGGAAAAGUUGAACAACACAUUGACUUGCUUGUGAACCAUCUAGCUGAUUGGUUGGAGGAGGAGCACGGGAAGAACCUGGUGUUCCACACUUUUAGCAAUACCGGAUGGUUGACGUAUGGAGCUAUUCUCGAGAAGUUUCAGAAUCACGAUUCUUCUAUAAUGGGAAGGAUUAAGGGCUGCAUUGUGGAUUCUGCCCCUGUUGCGGCUCCCGACCCUCAGGUCUGGGCUUCAGGCUUCUCUGCAGCGUUCUUGAAGAAGAAUAGUGUGGCAACAAAAGGAUUGACAACCUGGGACAACACAGGGAUGGAAGUAUCAAUCAGCGAUAAAGAAAAUAUAGAACCUAAACCUGCCGUUACUGAAGCAGCCCUUCUAUUACUGUUGGAAAAGAUCUUCGGCGUUGUUUUGAACCUCCCUACUGUGAACAGGAGGCUAUCUGAUGUGUUGGAUACGCUAUCGUCAUCACAACCAAGCUGCCCGCAACUGUAUAUCUACAGCUCAGCGGAUCGAGUUAUCCCAGCAGGUUCUGUGGAAUCGUUUAUAGAGGAGCAACGAAGAGCAGGACGUGAGGUUAGAGCUUGCAAUUUUGUGUCCACCCCUCAUGUAGAUCAUUUUAGGAAUGACCCAAAACUUUAUACUACUCAGCUUAGUCAGUUUCUGGCCGAUUGCGUGCUUACUGCUUGUUGCAGAGAGUCCUGUUAGCUCAAUAUUAUGAGUUAGUUGCUCGCCAUUGUACCUGAUUCUUUUCUUCUUUUUAUACGACAUUGUUUGUUCUCGUAAAAAAGUGAGGGCAAACAAAAGCCAAAUUCAUUGGUUCUUAAUAAUAUAGAUCACAGUUCUUUUUCUA